UUCGCAUCUUCUGGCUCAACUAUAGGACUUUGUUGACAAUGUCUACUUUCUUCGACGAAAUGAAAAAGUCCUUCGUGGACGUGUCUGUUACUGACAACAAGAUCGACACUGCUGGCUUCUUGGAAGCUUCUGAAUCUUUGGUCAAGUUGUUUGACUUGUUGGGCUCCUCUGCCUUCUCUGUAGUCCAGAAGGAUAUGACUGGUAAUAUCACCAAGAUCAGAGCCAAGUUGUUGGAAGACCCUGCCAAUUCUUCUACUUUGCAAGACUUGGUGUUGUCCGAAGCUGGCACCAAGAACAAGAAGGCUACCCAAGGUUUGUUGUGGUUGAGUCGUGGUUUACAAUUCACAGCCCAGGCCAUGAGAGAAACGGUCGACUUGCCAUCUGCCGAGUUAACGAAGACCUUCACUGACGCAUACGGUAAGACAUUGUCGCAAUACCACGGCAUUUUGAUCAAGCCUAUCUUCAAAUUGGCCAUGCAAGCAUGUCCGUACAGAAAGGACUUUUUUGCCAAGUUGGGUGCUGACCAGGAAAAGGUUGGCCAACAAUUAUCUGCUUGGCUCGAAGCCUUGGAAGCCAUCGUCAAGCUCAUUAUCGAGUUCUUCACCUCUGGAAACUAUGGCAAGGGUUUGUAGACAGUUCAUACUAGAAUCAAUAUAUAACGAGAAUUG
Scheffersomyces stipitis CBS 6054 is the source of this 668-nucleotide messenger RNA. RefSeq names its product Het1p (gene HET1). The transcript has a single exon. The record is from RefSeq and is a predicted model, not a curated record. Bases 39 to 632 code for a protein of 197 amino acids. NCBI's taxonomy places the organism in Eukaryota, Fungi, Ascomycota, Pichiomycetes, Serinales, Debaryomycetaceae. Gene Ontology annotation, biological process: intermembrane lipid transfer; ceramide transport. Gene Ontology annotation, molecular function: ceramide 1-phosphate transfer activity; ceramide 1-phosphate binding. Gene Ontology annotation, cellular component: cytosol; membrane; cytoplasm.